GGGGACAGGGGGGAGGGGACAGGGGCGGGGACAGGGAGGGUGCUGGGGGUGGCCCCGUUCGCUUCCGCGUCCAGAGCCGGAGCUGGUGGCGCGAUGGUGGUCACGCUGGGGUACUGGGACGUCCGUGGGCUGGCCAAUCCCAUCCGCCUGCUGCUGGAGUACACGGGGACCCCCUACGAGGAGCGGAAGUACCGGCCGGGACCAGCCCCUGACUUUGACCGGACCGAGUGGACCAACGAGAAGGAGAAACUGGGCCUCGAUUUCCCCAACCUGCCCUAUCUCAUCGAUGGGAACACCAAGCUGACGCAGAGCAACGCCAUCCUGCGCUACAUCGCCCGCAAGCACAAGAUGUGCGGUGAGACCGAGGAGGAGUGGCAGCAGGUGGACCUGCUGGAGAACCAGAUCACGGAUUUACGGAUGUCCUUCAUACUGCUCUGCUACAGCCCCGACUUCGAGAAGCUGAAGCCGGGCUACCUGGAGCAGCUGCCGGCGAAGCUGCAGAAGCUGUCGCAGUACCUGGGCUCCCGGCAAUGGUUUGUCAGGGACAAGAUCACCUUUGUGGAUUUUCUGGCGUACGAUGUGCUGGACCAGCAGCGCAUGUUUGCCCCCGACUGUCCUGAGCUGCAGGGGAACCUGGGCCAGUUCCUGCAGCGCUUCGAGGCGCUGGAGAAGGUCUCCGCCUACAUGCGCUCGGGGCGCUUCAUCAGAACCCCCAUUUACUGGCCCACGGCGCGUUGGGGCAACACCAAGGAGUAAAUGGGGGUGCCCCCCCGUUUCGCCCCCAGCCUCUCGCCUGCAGAAUAAACCUGGGGGCUGCCCCUUGUCUGGC
Molecule: messenger RNA, 829 nt
Organism: Columba livia (rock pigeon)
Lineage: Eukaryota; Metazoa; Chordata; Aves; Columbiformes; Columbidae
Product: glutathione S-transferase 2-like
Exons: 8
Coding region: 94-756 (220 amino acids)
Biological process (GO): glutathione metabolic process
Molecular function (GO): glutathione transferase activity
Source: RefSeq, a predicted model, not a curated record